CGCUCGCCUCUCCCGUCGUGACGAGCGAAGCGCUCAUAAUGUUGCGCGGCGCCGAGCAGUUCGGCAUGGCAACGAUGGACCUCGCCACGCGCUACCUGAUGGCGUACCUUGCCCUGCUGACGGCGGGUUGGUCGCGCGGCACGCCACUGCGCGGUCAGCUGGUCCGGGCGGCGACGUGCGCGGACCGGCUGUCGUUCGUCGUGGCCAUCAUGCGUCUGAACGAUUCGAUCUGCACCGGCGUGCUCAUCAGCCGGCAGAACGUGCUCACGGUGAAGCACUGCUUGACCAACCAGGAGCCCAGCGCCAUCACGGUAGCGAUCGGCUCGUGCCAGCUGGACGAGGCCAAGAGCCACCGCGUGUCCACGUGGCGGAGCUUCGACCAGUGGAACAACAUCAACACAGACGACAUCAUCGAGUACGUGAACGACGUCGCCAUCAUUACGUUGGCCGAGAGAGUCAGCGACCAAAGAGUCAAGCCGGUGGUUUUGUGCUACUCCGACGUGCACAGCUUGGACAACUCGACAGUCCGACUCGCCGGAUGGGGCUUGAACAACAACGGCACCACGGCGAACACUUUGCAGACGGUCCUCGUCAAGGUCGUGUCGCUGCGCAUCUGCGUGAACAAGGCGACAGCUAUCACGGGCAUCGUAUAUCGGAUUCCCGACCACUUCUUCUGCAGCGUCGCCGACCCGUGGGCCUUGAGGCGACAGCGGCUCUCCAGUUUUGAACGAACGGAACCAAUUGGUCGCCAUCACCAGAGGAACGUGCCCGAUCCUCGUGAACCAAACGCAGGACUUCUUGAACUUACACCAGAUGAACUUGCAUAUACACCUGUUGCCUUUCAGGCUGUUCAUCGACGCGUUCAAAAUAGACGAUUGAUCAUUGUCCAAGUGAGAGAAUGACGCCGACCCGAUCAAUUUCGUAAAUGUGUACCGCUCGCCAUUGCGAAGGAUCCGGCGAUCAGAUUCGCAGCAAUAAAUGCCGCUUGACAA
This is a messenger RNA of Phymastichus coffea, 992 nucleotides long. Its product is annotated as serine protease ami-like. Gene Ontology annotation, biological process: proteolysis. The record is from RefSeq and is a predicted model, not a curated record. NCBI's taxonomy places the organism in Eukaryota, Metazoa, Arthropoda, Insecta, Hymenoptera, Eulophidae. The transcript is spliced from 4 exons. Bases 39 to 902 code for a protein of 287 amino acids. Gene Ontology annotation, molecular function: serine-type endopeptidase activity.